GCAGCAGUGCCCAGCCGGGGGCUUAUGGGAUUUACCAUUCUGAGGGAAAGAGGGGGGGACCUGAGUCGGUGGUCGCUCGUCUCUCAGAUGCACCCACCCACCCAUCUGUUCUCGGUGCGAGGGGCUGUUUUCAGUGCAGAGCGUCUGUUCCUCCACAAGCCUCUCUCCGUAUCUCCACACACCUGCAUUGCCUGCGUUGAGUGGCUGCUCUCCUCUUGUCUCGGUGCAGACAGCAGAAUUCAGCGAGGGAAUUUCUUUCACAGAGUAGCGCCACCGCGGCUCACAAUGGACAGUAUUGAGGGGAAACAUUGAUCAUCUUCACGGAAGGCUCGUUUGAAUGAAAUAAGAUUUGACAGGCGGUCUCGAGGCAGAGUAGAGAGCGAGCGAGUCUGUGCACUGAGCUCGGAGUCAGAGGUGUUCCCCAAAGCACGGCUGUCGCUGCUCCCAGGGAGACAAUAAAAACGCUUUCAAUCAUUUCACCGGAGGCUUGAGUUUGCCGUGCAGCUCUAGAUUAAAGCAAAGCAAGAAUGGAGGAAGACUUGGACGAGGGGCAGACACAAAAAGGGUGCUUCGAGUGUUGCAUCAAGUGCCUGGGCGGCAUUCCGUACCCGUCGCUGAUCGCCACCAUCUUGCUCUACGCGGGCGUGGCGCUCUUCUGCGGCUGUGGCCAUGAAGCUCUUUCCGGCACCGUCACCAUCCUCCAGAACUACUUUGAGGUGGUCCGAGGACCAAUGGACUCUCUGGACGUCUUCACUAUGAUUGACAUCAUCAAAUACGUGAUCUACGGAAUUGCAUCGGCUUUCUUUGUGUACGGCAUCCUGCUGAUGGUGGAGGGCUUCUUCACGACUGGGGCCAUCAGAGACCUGUAUGGAGACUUCAAGAUCACCACCUGCGGCCGCUGUGUCAGCGCUUGGUUCAUCAUGCUGACCUACAUCUUCAUGCUGGCCUGGCUGGGAGUGACGGCCUUCACCUCCCUCCCCGUCUUCAUGUACUUCAACAUCUGGACCAUCUGUCAGAACACCACGGCCGUGGAGGGCGCCAACCUGUGCCUGGACCUGCGCCAGUUUGGAAUCGUGACAAUCGGAGAGGAGAAGAAGGUCUGCACAGGGUCUGAGAAGUUCUUCAAAAUGUGCGAAUCGAAUGAGCUGGACCUGACCUUCCACCUGUUCAUAUGCGCUCUUGCUGGAGCUGGAGCUGCCGUCAUCGCCAUGAUUCACUAUCUGAUGGUGCUCUCUGCCAAUUGGGCUUACGUGAAGGAUGCGUGCAGGAUGCAAAAGUACGAGGAUAUCAAAUCUAAGGAGGAGCAGGAGCUUCACGAUAUUCACUCCACCCGCUCCAAAGAGCGGCUGAACGCCUACACAUAGAGCGCACGCUGGUCCCCGCCUCGCUUCCUUCAGUAGGGGGGUGGGGCGGGGCUACACUGAGCUUAUGGGUGUGUCUCAGUAAGGUGGUCAGGGGGACCGUCGUCGCCCUAACAGCGUUCCUGACGACCGCUCUUUACCUCUUUCCAGGACUGAGCUUUUUUUUCUUCUUUUAUUCUACUACUGCCUCGGUUUCAGAUUCACUUCAGAGACGACAAAUCUCAGUCCUUUCAUUUCCCAGUAAGUGACGUGUCAUCCCACGGCAAACUGUCAUGGCAUUUUAUGACUUAAUCUGUAGUGCGAUUUAUUUCCCACGGCGAUACUCAUUUCUGUUUGUUUUGAUGGGAGGUUGCCUGGGGUUAGCUUCCAACACAUUUCCAAAGGGUCACGCGAUCUAUGUGACACCUCACACAUAAACAGGUCAUCUUUUUUUAUUCCGAAACCAAAAUGUCAGCGAAUUUGUAUAGGCGAACAUUUGAACGAGAAGCACCAUCCUUAUGAAAAACCGGUGUUAAGCAUUGGUGUCGAAAUGUCACACCUUUGUGCCAUUUGUUAUGUAACUAUAGUAAGUGCCAGAUUUGCAUCAAAUAGUUACGCCAAAGAACUUUACCCCAUAUUUUGCCCCAAAGUGAAGUUCAUUACCAUAUAUUUGCUGAGGGGGCCUUUGCAUGGCCCUGUAUUGUGUUGUUUUGAAGAUAUGAAUUACGUCAAUUUAAACAUACGAAUUUAGCCCAAAUUCCACUUAGGCAUAUAAGGCAGGUCGCAAUGCAUAACGCAUUUACGCCUGGUGAUGUCGGGUUGGCAUAAAUGUACGGAUUCUUUUCCAGCGUAUUCUUCCCUUGCUGGUUAAUGCAAUGGAUUUAACUGUACCAUAAAGUGGCUUCUUUACAUGCUGUCUUAGCUUGACCAAACUGGAUAUUUGUAUUAUAAUUAUUAUUUUUUGCUCAGUGUGCCAAGCCGGUUUUAAAAAUGUUAUGGUGGUAAAUGUCAAUAUGAGUGUGAGCAACGGAAGGGAGCGACCGCUAACAUGGCACGUCGAAGGAAUGAUAAAGGUGCUUUACAGGUAAGUGGAACCAAGCAUAUAUGAGCCCAUUCUCAUCAGUCAGCCUUUUAGGGUUUGCCUUGGACAGACUCUGGAUAAUUAUAUUUUCAUUCAUUGCAAGCCAUACACUCACAUGCAAAUAAUCUUUUUAUGGUAUUUUGUUUAUUUGUUUUCAAGUAGAAUUUUUAAAAUACAGACACAGUUAAAAGCAGUUAAUUUUUGGCAGUAUUCUGCACUGUAUAUAUCUAUGUAGAACUAUUUACGUAUAAGACAAGCACUUAAUUUCAGGUCAUUUCAUAGGAUCUUUAAAAAAAAGCACAUCUCAGUGGUUGGGUGAUAUUCCAGUUAAAUGUAUACACCUGUUUAAAUAUCAGUUUUUAAAAGUGACAAAAUCAAGGUGAGCUAGUGAUUAUAUCCUUUUGGUGGUGCUAAAGUGUAAAGGGAUUGUCACAUCUGAGAGAUAAAAAAAAAUGUUAAGCUAUUUACUGUACAACAUUAAAUGUCGCUCAAAAAAUAUCUGCCAGGUUAUGGGACAGGUUUUAAGUCUGUCUUGCCUACUCAUACUGCUAUAGGACUGCAGUGGUGUCACGUCAUUUCGUUGCCUGGCAACUCUCGUUUUGUCAGUGUUUCAGAAAACUAGUUUUGUGCACUUAUUAAACCAUUGUGAGCUCUUUCUUGGUGUAAGUGCAUUUCUCUUCAUAUCAAAGCUGAAUCUGUAAUAUAACUAGUCAUUCAACAUUGGUUAUGAACAAAUCUCGUAUUAGGUAAAGACAGUGAAUCUAGUUGUUAUUUGUGGCAUGGUUAUGCAUUAAAUGGUAAUAGUUUUACUGAUUCAAUUUUAUUUCCUUUUUUUACACUUUGACUGUCUUGCUGGGUCAACUGUGUUAUUAUAUGUGCAGUAUUACAGUUCCUAUGCUAACAGUAUUAUGGGAAAUGAUAUUAGGUUGUAGUGUUUGAUUAGAUGUCUCUCUAUAGUUUGUGAUGAUUUCCAAACCAUGUCUGAAACUGAUACUUGUAAUGGUGUUGCGUAUUCAGUAUUAACCUGACGAUGCUUUUUGGCGUUCUCCUUGUAUUAGUCUUUUUUGUAUUUUCACACAGAUUGCUUUGUAGGAGUCUAUACGAUGAAUCUGUUUUGUACAUAAAUGUGCCAACAGCUUGACGGUGGCUUUUUUGAACUGUAGGAACAAAUUGCUUGCAUAAAUAAAAUACACUGUGUACUUGUUAAUAAUUCA
Molecule: messenger RNA, 3635 nt
Organism: Conger conger (European conger)
Lineage: Eukaryota; Metazoa; Chordata; Actinopteri; Anguilliformes; Congridae
Gene: gpm6aa
Product: glycoprotein M6Aa
Exons: 7
Coding region: 528-1364 (278 amino acids)
Biological process (GO): neuron projection development
Cellular component (GO): neuronal cell body; plasma membrane; axonal growth cone
Source: RefSeq, a predicted model, not a curated record